Ilex paraguariensis (yerba mate) is the source of this 414-nucleotide messenger RNA. The record is from the annotation of a GenBank genome assembly. NCBI's taxonomy places the organism in Eukaryota, Viridiplantae, Streptophyta, Magnoliopsida, Aquifoliales, Aquifoliaceae.
AUGGCAGUCUUUCUCGGAUCUAUCAAGGGUCUUCGGGUUGGUCUGAACUUAGCCCUGGCCAUUGCUUUGCACAACAUUCCAGAGGGUGUUGCUGUUGCACUUCCUGUCUAUUUUGCAACACAGAGCAAAUGGCAGGCAUUCAAACUGGCAACACUUUCUGGCUUGGCUGAACCCCUGGGUGUAAUAAUUGUAGCCUAUAUAUUCCCAAGCAGCCUAAGUCCUGAGAUUCUGGAAGGUCUUCUGGGAUCAGUCGGUGGAGUUAUGGCUUUUCUUACCUUGCAUGAAAUGCUGCCAUUGGCGUUCGAUUAUGCGGGGCAGAAGCAAGCUGUCAAGGCUGUGUUCUUUGGAAUGGCUUUCAUGUCUGCAAGUCUAUACUUCCUUGAGAUCAGCUUACCUGAGGAUUUGAGCUUGUAG